GUCGUCUUCGCUUGCUCCGUGAAUCACCUGCUGCAUCUGGCAGGCUGGGAUGACUGCACGGUCCGUCUGGCUCUGUGGCUCUCCACUCUGUGCCACCCGGAUGGCAUGAUGUCAAAACUGGUUUGACACAUUGCAAAUACCCAGACCGCCCUGGAAACAUGAAAGCUUUUUCUGGCGAAAGGGCAAAAUAGCGAUGUCGGCAUGUCUACCUAGGCCCCCGGGUCCCAAGCAUCCCCGCAGAAAGAGGGCUGCAGAAUGGCUCGAGCAACCCCUGAAAUCCCGUUGCACCUCUCUGGCCCAACCCAACGAGCUUCUGCUUGCGGAUGAACACCCGCUCUGUUGAGCAGUUUGGCCAGCUUCCUGAACCGUCGUCCCUUUUUUCCCACGCGACAGAACAGUUGCAUUAUGCUGCCUGGAAACCUAUAGCGACAGAAAUCCCAACCCUCGUCACCACGACACUGAGCGCCGAGAUCGGAACAUGCCGACGGCCUCAGCGUGUUAAAGGACCAAAGAUCGUCCCGAUUGGCCAUAAGCAUGCGCCCUUUCGCGCCCUUUGGAUCUCGCAAGCAGGACCUGGAGUUUGCGCAGCGCCCGAUGGGUGCGGCUCCCCCCAACGGCGCAGGGUUGUUUUUUCCGUCUGCCGCCGCAGACAGCCCACCCAGUUCUUCGUCACUUAUAUCACACCUGCAUAGGUGACCCCGGCGUACCAAGGUGGUGUUCUUCCCUUCUUUUUGGGGCAACUCGGCCUGUUGGGAGCUGAGCUCUGCCGCUGAGAUGGCGUUGCCGGCUGUGUCCGUCCUGUCUGGAACCAUGGCGUCGUUAUCAUUGUCAUCAGAAUCAGAAUCGCCAAGUCGGACCAGAUUGGGGCUGGAGCAUCUUCCCAAUGAGCUCUUGAUCCCCAUCGCACAGGUCCUCGUCCCAGCCCCUCCCCAGACGACCCGAUUCGCCCUCCGUCCCACUGGCACUUGGGAAUUCCGCGAUGCCGAACAUCAGUGGGCACACUGGCUGGCUAGCCACCGCAACCUGCUGGCUCUCGCCCAGACAUCUCGACGCAUGGUUGCCAUCGCCAAGCCCUUGCUGUACCACACCAUCAUCAUCCCUAACCCCAAAUCCCUGGUCGUCCUAUAUCACCGUCUAUACACUCGACCUGAAAUUCGACCUUGGGUUCGAGAGCUUAGCUGCCUUGUCAGCCUGGCUGAGGAGAACACCAUUCUAGGAACAUAUAGAGAGUGGGCCAACAUUCGCGGUGACGCCUGGGCUAUACCACCAGUCAGCCAUGACACUUCUAUCGCUUCUGAACUGCUAAAGCGCGUUCUUCUUCACUCGGUCAACUUGCGCGACUUUCUUGUCGCAUUCCCCGAUCAUGCCUUGACCGCAACCAGCUUGACUGAGCCGCAAGAAGACGAACCUGACCCACCACAGUCACAUCAUGAUCAGUAUCAACAAACUCAAGACCAGCAGCAGCAGCCGCAGCAACCACGGCGGGGUGCUUUUGUUCUACCUGUUUCCAUCCCUGCACGGAGGGUUCUCCAUCGGUAUAUUCAUCCAGUCGGAGGUCAGGUCGCGUGGAGAUGGUUUGACAUUUCCUUCUUCUUUCCCCUGGAUCGGCUGAGGAACUUGACUUCGCUGCGCAUCUACUGUAACCGCGAAGACGGAGCCAGAGACCGAUCCUUGUCCCGCAUACUUGCUGACUAUGCCGUUACGAUCUUACCCCAGCUGAGACAACUCAAGACAUUAGAACUCUGCUGCGAUCAAGCGACAGUAACGUCAUCCGUGGACAGCAAGACUCUUUCUUUGCCAGCCCUGCCUCAGCUCGAGACUAUUCGGUUUUACGGCAGCUCCAUACGGGAGCCAAACCUGGUGGCCUUUUGUCUUGCCUGCACCAACCUCCAGACGCUGGUUGUGCAUUUUGAGGCUAGCUCGACAGAUGAGGAUCGGGAGGACUUGCCAGAAGGGAAAACGCUCAGCGAAGCCCUCAGAGAGAGGGCAGCCACCCUCAGGGCACUGGAACUGGUCGCAUUCUCCGAGGGCCACUAUCUUACUCGGGGCAGGGAGAGGCCGAGGAAACCCGAGAACCACCGGCUGAUGUGCAUCCCCGACCUGAUCCACCUCGAGAGCCUCACGUUGGACUACCGCGGGGUAUUUGGAACUCUGGGCAUUUUGGAGGAGGACGAUGGGGAGCGGCUGUGUCAGCUCCUGCCCGAGUCGUUACAGGAUUUCACACUGGUGUGUGAGUGGGGCACGGAAAAUGACUGGAAACAAAGUUAUAUGGCCAACCUGGACAUGGUGCUGCACGGUGUGCAGUGCCUCUGCCAAUCAAGAACCCGAUCGCCCAACUUGGCAACCAUCAGUUUGGCCAUUCACUCUUGGCCAGCCGAGGGCAAGUUUCACCGCAGGUUCCGCAGGGAGGUGGAGGCUGUUAGACGGCGGUGUGCCUGGGCUGGCAUUCAGUUUCGAACAUUUGAUUUGCUGCCUUCCUAUCGAGACGAGGACGAGCCCGAAUUUCAGGAUGGUGAUGAGGAAGCCGGGCCGGCAGGGCAAGAUGAAGGUCACAGUGACGAGUGGGAAUCAGGAGAGGAAACAGGCCCAGGGCCAUCGAGGGCAGCUGCACCAGCAACCGGAGGAGGGAGCUUACUCAUCCCUCCAGAUGACUACGAUUAUCCAGAACUCGAAGAAGAAGAUGAGGCGUCCGAAUACUACAAUUCGGGUGAUGAGGAGCCAGAUCCGGAGAGGGCGGCAAGGCGACCACCCACGUUUGAGGCAUUCGUGGAGGAGUUGGGCGAAGACCAUGGGCACAGCUUGGACGAGCUAUUCUUUGCUUACCAUGAGGACCGAUGGGACCAGUAUCUGUUCUGA
Molecule: messenger RNA, 2856 nt
Organism: Podospora bellae-mahoneyi
Lineage: Eukaryota; Fungi; Ascomycota; Sordariomycetes; Sordariales; Podosporaceae
Exons: 2
Coding region: 775-2856 (693 amino acids)
Source: RefSeq, a predicted model, not a curated record